UUAAAAAAAAGAAAAAGCAAGAGCAAGAGCAAGAGCAAGAAAUGUGUUCUCAAACAAUUGAUGGAAAGUUAGGAGAGAGAAAGAGGAAAAGAGGGGGAGAAGAAGGGAAAAAAGGGAACGACCCAUAGCACAAUACCAGACAGGUGGGUACCCACCUUCAUCACUAUCUCCACCCACACCCACAUCCCACACCCCCCCUCUCUAUUUCUCUCAUUUUUACCUACUCUUUUCCCUUCUUCUUCUUCUCCCCUUCAAUUCCCUCUUCUUCAAUUCAUUCAUCUCACAAUCAACGCAAAAAAACAAACAAUCUAACAUACAAACAAAUUACACUGAAUUUCAAAAUUCCAAUGGAGGCUGUGAUGGGUGUUUGUAACGGCGGCGAUGUUUCUAGUGGUGGUGGGUCAUCAGAAUCAACGGUGGUUUCAAAGGAAGAACUCGUGGUGGAGCAACUAAACCACCCUUCUCGCCAUCACCACAACCACCAUCAAAACAUUGCUUUUGAAGUUUCUGAUGAUUCAGAGCUAGAAUUGGGACUUGGGUUAAGCCUUGGUUCUAAAAAUCAUAAGCAAAUUCCAAGGAUUUUCACAGCUAAAGAUUUUACUAAUAAUAGUAAUAAUACUAAUAAUAAUGGGUCUUCUCCUUCCUCUGCUUCUUCUUGUUCAUCUCUGGGUUUAAGACCACCUUCUUCUUCUUCUGCAAAAAAUAUUUCUCCUGUCAACAAUCACAAUGCUUCUUCUGGUACUAAGCGCGCCGUCUCUCCUACUGCUGUUAGUCAAGUUGUGGGAUGGCCUCCAAUAAGGGCAUACAGGAUGAACAGCAUGGUGAACCAAGCUAAAUCGGUUGCGAAUGAAGAAAGCGAGGCAGAGUUUGAUGAAAUGAAAAGGAAAGAUGUUAUGUAUGGUGCUGAGGAGAAGGGUAAUGCCAAGGAGAGAGUUCCACAUAAAAGUUGCUUGUUUGUGAAAGUGAAUAUGGAUGGUGUUGCGAUUGGAAGGAAGGUCGAUCUCAAUGCGCACUCGAGCUACGACUCGUUAGGGCUAAUGUUGGAGGAGAUGUUCACUAAUGGAGCUGUUGAGAAAUCAAACGGAGAGGAGCUUAUGUUGAUGCCCAAAAUGACGAGACCUUCCAAAUUAUUAGAUGGAUCAUCAGAUUUUGUGCUUACUUAUGAAGACAAAGAUGGAGACUGGAUGCUUGUUGGAGAUGUUCCUUGGGGGAUGUUCCUCAGUUCUGUGAAGCGGCUUAGAAUCAUGAGGACUUCUGAGGCUAAUGGACUUGCUCCAAGAUCAGAAGAGAGAAGUGCAAAGCAAAGAAACAGGCCUAUAUAGUCUAUUUAUUCGUGGUGUAUUAUUUACAGAGAAAAAACAGAGCUGAAGCUAAAUACUGGAAAGAGAGAACAACGAUGCUGAAUACUCGCACAACACAUACGUUGCCUAGUAACAACUGAUCCUCUGCCUCUCUUAUAUAUUUGUUUCUCAUCAAAUCUCCUUUUGGUUUUCCUUUUCUACCACAAGUUUUUGGGUUUUUUUUUUUCCUUAAUUUUUUUAUGGGUACACAUGCUUGCAUACUUAGUCAAGGCUGGGCUUUCAGUUAGUGUAAAUAUAUAUGGGGUGCUAGGUUGUAAGGCUUCUUUUGGGGUUUUCCAAAAUACUGAAUGAACUUGGGAUUUUUUCUUUUGUAAUGGAAAUGGGUUUAUUUGGCUUCUGCUCUAUGAAGCCUUGCUUUCAUCUUC
Molecule: messenger RNA, 1726 nt
Organism: Spinacia oleracea (spinach)
Lineage: Eukaryota; Viridiplantae; Streptophyta; Magnoliopsida; Caryophyllales; Amaranthaceae
Product: auxin-responsive protein IAA12
Exons: 5
Coding region: 348-1322 (324 amino acids)
Biological process (GO): regulation of DNA-templated transcription
Cellular component (GO): nucleus
Source: RefSeq, a predicted model, not a curated record